UCUCAGUCCAUCGAUUCCCUACGCGCUACGUGCUUCCUAUAUCGCCGCUUCAUCCAUUGCAGACCAAUACUACCGCCCUUCCCCAAACCAAAAGCAGCACGGAAAUCUUACAUCAAUAUUGUCGGUCAAAAUGAAGGUCUUCUCCUCGACUUGUACUUUCGAUUACUCUUGGGAGGAGGUAUCAACGGCGAACUGGCGCAAGUACUGCCCGUGGAAUGACAAGUCCACACAUGUUGUGGCGGUAGAUACAUUGUCCCGGACUGUCGACUCAGAAACUGGUAUCUUACGUACAGAGCGUCUUAUCACAUGUGAUCAAUCGGUGCCGCAAUGGGUUCUUUCUCUUUUUGGAGGAAGCGCUACCUCGCAUGUCUACGAGAUUUCCUACGUCGAUCCGAAAUCAAAGAAAGUCACAAUGUGCUCGUCCAACCUUACAUGGUCCAAUGUUCUGAAUGUUCAAGAGACUGUCAUCUAUCAACCAUCCUCAGCGAAGCCAACUUGUACCACGAAUUUCAACCAGGAAGCGAAGAUCACUGCACUCUGUGGCGGGUGGCAAAAGAUCAAGAACAAGGUAGAAGAGGCAAGUGUGGAGAGAUUCAGUCAAAACGCAAAAAGGGGCCGAGAAGGGUUUGAGGCUGUUCUUGAGAUGAGUCGACGGGUAUUUGGUGAACAACGUGAGCGUGAGAACGAUAAACUUCAGUCAUGACUUAUCCAGUGUUCUAUAUCCCUGCAAGACUGGAGUUCAGCACCAUAAAAUCGGGCAUUUGCAUAUACCGGCGUUAGUUAUGAUUGUUUCCGAGCGUACGGUGC
Aspergillus pseudonomiae is the source of this 807-nucleotide messenger RNA. Its product is annotated as putative mitochondrial protein sorting (Msf1). The transcript is spliced from 2 exons. The record is from RefSeq and is a predicted model, not a curated record. Gene Ontology annotation, cellular component: mitochondrial intermembrane space. NCBI's taxonomy places the organism in Eukaryota, Fungi, Ascomycota, Eurotiomycetes, Eurotiales, Aspergillaceae. Bases 131 to 703 code for a protein of 190 amino acids. Gene Ontology annotation, biological process: phospholipid transport. Gene Ontology annotation, molecular function: phosphatidic acid transfer activity.